Molecule: messenger RNA, 1716 nt
Organism: Aspergillus vadensis CBS 113365
Lineage: Eukaryota; Fungi; Ascomycota; Eurotiomycetes; Eurotiales; Aspergillaceae
Product: putative MFS transporter
Exons: 6
Coding region: 69-1352 (427 amino acids)
Biological process (GO): transmembrane transport
Cellular component (GO): membrane
Molecular function (GO): transmembrane transporter activity
Source: RefSeq, a predicted model, not a curated record
GUCUGACAGUAUAAGCCAGAGGGAGACCCAAGAUAAACCUUUCCAGCAGCACAUAUUAAUCGUUCUCAAUGGCAUCCACCACUGCGUGCGAAUCCAUCUCGCUCACCGAACCGGGAGAGCGACCAAUCCCGAUGGUGCCAGAAGAACCAAACAAUGAUUCUUCCGUUACCGAGGCUAAAGUCCCUUACCUGAAGCUCAUCGCAUCGGGCUUCUCCUUUUUCGUCGCUGGUGUCAACGACGGCAGUCUAGGCUCCUUGCUUCCCUACGUGCUCGAGACGUAUCGCGUUAGUACCGGUCUGGUAAUUGUUGUUUAUGUUACAACUCUCGUGGGCUGGUUGGUGGCCGCCCUAACCAAUAGCACCGCCUGUCAAUACCUUGGAUUAGGUUCUAUGCUCGCUCUGGGGGCUACGCUUCAGGUGCUAGCCCAUGUCCUGCGUGCCUGGCUUCCGCCGUUCCCAUUGUAUGCUAUAACCUUCUUCCUAGCUAGUCUAGGACAAGCAUUCAAUGAUACCCAUGCCAAUACAUAUGUCGCUGCGGUCAAGGCCGCCCACCGAUGGCUCGGCUUUAUCCAUGCCAUGUACAUGGCUGGGUGUCUCGUCGGGCCAUUGGUGGCUACCGCUGUGGCGGCUGCUAAUAGGCAAUCACAGUGGAAUUUAUUCUAUGUCUUUCCACUUGGUUUGGGGUUAGUCAACCUGAUCCUGGUAUUGAUAGCCUUCCGCGAUAGCAUGUCCGUCCAUCAUUCAUCAGAAGCCGUUCAAAGCGACGACCCGCGGGCUUCGGGUCAGAACAGUCGCGGUACCCGUGCCGUAAGGGAGAUCAAGGAUACACUUCGUGUACCAGCUGUCUGGUUGACAAGAUGGAUUGUCGAGUACCUUGUUCGCGUUCGGCAUGGUGAUGUGCACCAGAUGGGUUAUAUCCCGACGGGGUUCUAUGGCGGAGCUUUUCUUGGUCGACUAGUUUUAGCCGAACCGACUUAUCGUCUAGGAGAGCGUCGCAUGAUAUUCAUAUACGCUGCCCUGUGUGCUGGGUUAGAGCUGGUGUUCUGGCUUGUGCCCAAUAUAGGCGUUGAGGCCAUGGCCAUUUGCUUGUUGGGCUUCUUCUCGGGGCCCUUCUUCGCAACAGGAAUAUCGGUCGCAUCUAGAAUCUUUCCGGCUAACAUUCGUUCCUCCGGGAUUGCAUUCGUCUUUGUGCUGGGGCAGAUUGGAGGAUCGCUCUUCCCCGUAUUGACGGGCAUCAUCUCUUCCCACACCGGCGUCAAGGCCCUGCAGCCCAUGUUAUUGGCUCUACUGUGCGCUACGGGGAUCAGCUGGCUACUGGUGCCUACUAAGGCGCCGAGACUGCGUGAAGAUUGAUCUACUAACCAACAAGUAACUGUGGUUACUGGCUACAAUUGACAUCUAUCAGUUGCUUCUACGCUGUAUGUGAUCUUUGUGUUGUUUGGAUAUGACGCGACGGCAUUAAUGAUUGGGUAUUGGAUGAGAAAGGACAUGUCAAACAGACUAGUAUGUUGUUAAUAUCUCAAGAACGCACCCAGCUAAAGAGAGAAAGAGUAGGUAUCGGCAGAGCUGCUUGAAUGGGAAGGUUCGGCGAUCGCCUGUUUGUGAACUUCAAGCGAUAGAGUAUGAGUGGGGGACUAAGUUCCCCCUACGAACCAUUCGAAAGGGGCACUGUCUUAUAAUUGUAUCCAAUGGCACUUUGCAAAGCAUGCGUGCGUAC